AUGAUCUUCUUCUGUUGUUUCCGUAAAGAUGAUUUGGUUGAAGCUGCUGAUUAUGGAGACCAGAAUAUGACAAAACAAUCAGGAGGAGAUGAUGGAAAGCGCACUGCGCAAAAUAGUGCUCAAGAUGUGAAGGUGCAGCCAAUAGAAGUAGCCGCUCUGCUCGCUGAUGAUAUUAGCCAAGCAACAAAUGAUUUCAAACCACGUUUUCUCGUUGGUGAAGGCUCAUAUGCAAAAGUAUAUCGCGGUGUAUUAAUGAAUGAUCAGCCUGUAGCAAUCAAAAAGUUAGAGUAUAACGAACAGCCUGAUAGGGAAUUCCUUGCCCAGGUUUCAAUAGUUUCUAGGUUGAAACAUGAAAACUUCGUUGAGCUGCUUGGUUACUCUGUUGAUGGGAAUUCACGGAUACUUGUCUUCGAGUUUGCCCAAAACGGAUCUCUUCAUGAUAUUCUUCAUGGGAGGAAAGGUGUGAAGGGCACAAAGCCAGGUCCACUCUUGUCGUGGCAUCAACGAGUGAGUAUUGCGGUUGGUGUAGCAAGAGGGCUUGAGUACUUGCAUGAAAAGGCGAACCCACAUAUCAUCCACCGUGACAUAAAGUCCAGCAAUAUUCUAAUUUUUGAUAAUGGUGUAGCUAAAAUCGCUGACUUUGAUCUUUCAAACCAAGCUCCUGAUAUGGCAGCACGCCUUCAUUCGAGUCGUGUUCUUGGAACCUUUAGUUAUCAUGCCCCUGAAUAUGCAAUGACUGGGCAAAUGAGUGCAAAGAGUGAUGUAUACAGCUUCGGUAUUGUGUUGCUCGAGCUUCUAACAGGUCGAAAGCCCGUUGAUCAUACAUUGCCUCGAGGCCAGCAAAGUUUAGUCGUAUGGGCUACACCAAAUCUAAGUUUAGAGAAAGUUGAGCAGUGUGUUGAUCCAAGACUCGAAGGAGAUUACCCUCCAAGAGCUGUUGCUAAGUUUGCCGCUAUUGCUGCAUUGUGUAUACAAUACGAAGAAAGCUUCAGACCAAACAUGAGAACUGUCGUGGUUGCUCUUCAAUCUAUGUUGAAUGCUCGGACCUGA
Messenger RNA from Raphanus sativus (radish), 1050 nucleotides. RefSeq names its product probable receptor-like protein kinase At2g47060. Lineage: Eukaryota; Viridiplantae; Streptophyta; Magnoliopsida; Brassicales; Brassicaceae. Gene Ontology annotation, biological process: protein phosphorylation. Gene Ontology annotation, molecular function: protein kinase activity; ATP binding. The transcript has 9 exons. The record is from RefSeq and is a predicted model, not a curated record. Bases 1 to 1050 code for a protein of 349 amino acids.